UAUGGGUCGCUCCGAGUUGGCACCUCAAGAGAGGGGAAAACGCUGGUACCUUCCCCCAGCUUGCUUCACCUUGUCUAAAAAGGAGAAAGUUAGCUUUUGUGAGUCUUUGCAUGGCUUAAAGGUCCCUGCUGGAUACUCUUCAAAUUUUCGUAGCCUUGUGUCCAUGUCUGACUUGAAAUUAGUUGGAAUGAAAUCUCAUGAUUGUCACGUGUUGAUGCAACAAUUGUUGCCGGUUGCAAUUCGAGGAAUAUUGCCGCCACCAGUGAGGUAUACCAUUACAAGAUUGUGUUUCUUUUUUAACACGAUUUGUAGCAAGGUGAUCAAUCCAACAAUACUGGAUGAUUUGCAGGCGGAUGUACUUGAGACCAUGUGUCGGUUUGAAAAGUAUUUUCCGCCAUCAUUCUUUGACAUGAUGCCUCAUUUGAUUAUUCAUCUUGUUCGUGAAAUUAAGCUUUGUGGGCCAGUUUGUAUGAGGUACAUGUAUCCCUUUGAACGAGAGAUGGGUACCUUGAAAGAUAGAGUGAUGAAUCCGGCCAAACCUGAAGCUAGUAUUGUCAAACGAACCGUUGCUGAGGAAGUUGCCGCAUGGGUUGCUCAAUAUUUGAAUAAUUUGAAAGAAAUUGGAGUACCAAAGUCUCGACAUGAAGGGAGACUUGGGGGUCAAGGUACAAUCGGCAGGAAAAGGAUAUCAAUCGGUUCAGAAAUGAUGAGUAAGAUUGAGUUGUUUGUGGUGCAAACUGUUAGUGAAGUCCAUCCAUAUGUGGAUGAGCACAUGGAGUUUCUUAGAGAGCAAUAUCCUUCAAAAAAUGGUCCUCAACUGAUAACAGAGCAUAAUCGUUCGUUCCUCACAUGGUUCAAGAGUCGAGUGAUGGAUCAAAUCACCGAAACGCCUGAGGUUGUAUCUGACACGUUGAGAUGGUUGGCAUAUGGUCCUAAAUGUCAAGUCAUCUCUUAUGAGGGGUACGACAUCAAUGGCUAUUCUUUUUACACUAAGCGACAAGAUGACAAAACGACGAUGCAAAAUAGUGGUGUUACGGCAAUGGGCUUGUCUUCGGAAUAUGCUAGUGCGAGAGAUAGAACACUUGUAGAUAAGAAGUAUUGUUACUAUGGAGUAAUUGAAGAAAUAUUAGAGUUGCAAUAUAAGGAAUUUAAGAUACCUCUAUUCCGGUGCAAGUGGGUUGAUAUUAGUCGCGGUGUCAAAAGUGAUGAACAUGGGUACUUGACACUUGUAAACUUUAGUCGAGUCGGGCAUCUUGAAGAUCCAUUCAUAUUAGCAUCACAGGCAAAACAAGUCUUUUAUGUUGUUGACCCUGCCGAUCGUAGUUGGUCAGUUGUUCUUGAAGGCAAAAGAAGAAUACUUGGGGUCGAGGAUGUAGAUGAUGAAGAAGAAUAUGAUGAACAGUUUAAUGAGACUCCACCUUCCUCGUGGCAUAUUCCUCAAACAAUUGAUGAUGUUAACAUGAGUCUUACUCGUCGAGAUCACGGUGAAGGAUUUUAUGUUGCAAAAGAGAAAGAGUGAGAGAGGAACCUACCUCCUGCCGGCUAUACUUGUUGAUAAACUCAGAGAAAGUCUUUGUUGCCUUUGGUACUAUACAUCCGGAAUU
This is a messenger RNA of Spinacia oleracea (spinach), 1604 nucleotides long. RefSeq lists its product as uncharacterized. NCBI's taxonomy places the organism in Eukaryota, Viridiplantae, Streptophyta, Magnoliopsida, Caryophyllales, Amaranthaceae. The transcript has 2 exons. The coding region runs from base 2 to 1519 and encodes 505 amino acids. The record is from RefSeq and is a predicted model, not a curated record.